Molecule: messenger RNA, 1590 nt
Organism: Sporothrix schenckii 1099-18
Lineage: Eukaryota; Fungi; Ascomycota; Sordariomycetes; Ophiostomatales; Ophiostomataceae
Exons: 4
Coding region: 1-1590 (529 amino acids)
Source: RefSeq, a predicted model, not a curated record
AUGCCUUUCAGUCUACUCCCCUCCGUCUACGCAAAGUCGAUCCUCCCGUCGGUAAAAGACUGGGAGGCUGUUUGGGAGACUUGGGACACUGUGACUCUCAAGAUGCUUCCCAACGACGAGCUCCUGGAUAAGCCGAUCAAACUAAGAAAUGCUUGUAUCUUUUAUCUGGGUCACAUUCCGACCUUCCUCGACAUCCAGCUGUGCAAGACGACGGGCGAAGCCGCGACCGAACCGGCCUACUACACUAGCAUCUUUGAGCGCGGCAUCGACCCGGAUGUCGACAACCCGGAGCUCUGUCACGACCAUUCAGAAAUCCCUGACGAGUGGCCUGCGCUCGAUGAGAUCCUGGGCUACCAGAAGCGGGUCCGCGAACGGAUCCGGGCAUUUUAUGCAGCCAACGUCGGCAGUACAUCCCAGACGGAAAGCCACGCACCGGUAACCCGGCCUGUGGCCCAAGCCAUCUGGGUCGGGUUUGAGCACGAGCUCAUGCACCUUGAGACACUGCUCUACAUGAUGCUGCAGAGCGAUAAGACCCUCCCUCCACCGGACGUGCCGAAGCCGGACUUUGCGAAGCUGGCUGCCAAGGCGCGGGCAGCCCGUGUCGAGAACCAGUGGUUCGAUAUUCCUGCCCAAGACGUGGUGAUCGGCAUUGACGACCCCGACAAUGGGACCGACCUGACGCGCAACUUUGGAUGGGACAACGAGAAGCCAGCCCGUGCAGUGCACGUUCAUGCCUUCCAGGCUCAGGGGCGGCCUAUCACCAACGAAGAGUACGCGCUUUACAUGUACAACAACUCCGUCGACAAGAAUCCUGUCUCGUGGUCCGAUGUUAGCGAGCACACGGAGAGUCAUGCCAAUGGACUAUCGAAUGGGGUUUCACACGGACAUGCAAAUGGCCAUACGACUAACGGGCACGCCAACGGUGACUCCAAGACGCUUCCCUCGUCGUUCCUGAAGGGUAAAAUGGUGCGCACAGUGUACGGCCUCGUGCCUCUUGGGUACGCGCUAGACUGGCCUGUGUUUGCCUCAUACGACGAGCUCAAGGGUUGCGCAUCGUGGAUGGGUGGCCGCAUCCCGACGUUCGAAGAAGCACGCAGCAUUUACCAGCACGUGGACCUUUCACGGCAGAAGCAGGGCGCCGACAAGAAGCUCGGCAAGACGCUUCCAGCAGUCAACGGCCAUCUGUCCAAUGACGGCGUGGAAGAGACACCCCCGGAGGCCGCGGACGUAGCCGGCAGCUCGGCCGGGCAGGGCGACAACUUGUUUGUUGACCUGGACGGUGCCAAUGUAGGCUUUCAGCACUGGCACCCCGUGGCCGUGACAGCGCACGGCAACCGACUGGCGGGUCAGGCCGAGAUGGGCGGCGUGUGGGAGUGGACGAGUUCGCCGCUGCGGCGUCAUGACGGUUUCGAGCCGAUGCAGCUGUACCCGGGGUACACGGCGGACUUUUUCGACGAGAAGCACAACAUUGUCCUGGGCGGAUCCUGGGCUACGCACCCGCGCAUCUCGGGCCGCAAGUCUUUUGUCAACUGGUACCAGCGCAACUAUCAGUACGCCUGGGUCGGUGCCCGGCUUGUGCGCGAUAUCUAG